CAUGCGCAGGCGCGGGCCGGUGGGGUGGUGGUGGCGGCGGCGGCGUCGGCGUCGGCGUCGGCGCCCGGAGCGGCGUGCGUAAUGUCGGCACUUUGCUGGGGCCGCGGAGCGGCGGGGCUCAAACGGGCCCUGCGGCCUUGCGGCCGCCCGGGACUCCCCGCCAAAGAAGGGACCGUCGGUGGCGUCUGCGGCCCCAGGAGGAGCUCGUCCGCCAGCCUCCAGGAGCAAGACCAAGACCGCAGGAAGGACUGGGGCCACGUGGAGCUGCUGGAGGUGCUCCAGGCGCGGGUGCGGCAGCUGCAGGCUGAGAGCGUGUCGGAGGUGGUGGUGAACAGGGUGGAUGUGGCGCGGCUCCCAGAAUGUGGCAGUGGAGAUGGUAGCCUCCAGCCACCCAGGAAGGUCCAGAUGGGGGCCAAGGAUGCCACCCCGGUGCCCUGUGGCCGCUGGGCAGAGAUACUGGAGAAGGAUAAGCGGACCCAGCAGAUGCGUAUGCAGCGGUUGAAGACGAAGCUGCAGAUGCCAUUCCAGAGCGGGGAGUUCAAGGCGCUGACCAGGCGCCUGCAGGUGGAGCCCCGGCUCCUGAGCAAGCAGAUGGCCGGGUGCCUGGAGCACUGCACGCUCCAGGCCCCCGAGAGCCCCUGGGAGGAGCAGCUGGCCCGGCUGCUGCAGGAGGCCCCUGGGAAGCUGAGCCUUGAUGUGGAGCAGGCCCCGUCGGGGCAGCACUCGCAGGCCCAGCUCUCAGGUCAGCAGCAGAGGCUCCUUGCCUUCUUCAAGUGCUGCCUGCUCACUGACCAGCUGCCCCUCGCCCACCACCUGCUGGUCAUCCACCAUGGCCAGCGGCAGAAGCGGAAGCUGCUCACGCUGGACAUGUACAACGCCGUGAUGCUUGGCUGGGCGCGGCAGGGUGCCUUCAAGGAGCUGGUGUAUGUGUUAUUCAUGGUGAAGGAUGCCGGCUUGACCCCGGACCUGCUGUCCUAUGCGGCUGCCCUCCAGUGCAUGGGGAGGCAGGACCAGGACGCCGGGACCAUCGAAAGGUGUCUGGAACAGAUGAGCCAGGAGGGGCUGAAGCUGCAGGCACUCUUCACCGCCGUGCCCCUGUCUGAGGAGGAUCGGGCCACUGUUCUGAAGGCCGUGCACAAGGUGAAGCCCACCUUCAGCCUCCCGCCGCAGCUGCCGCCCCCGGUCAACACCUCCAAGCUGCUCAGGGACGUGUAUGCCAAGGAUGGGCCUGUGUCCUACCCGAAGCUGCACCUGCCCCUGAAGACCCUGCAGUGCCUCUUUGAGAAGCAGCUCCACCUGGAGCUGGCCAGCAGGGUGUGCGUGGUGUCCGUGGAGAAGCCCACGUUGCCAAGCAAGGAGGUCACGCACGCGCGGAAGACCCUGAAGACGCUGCGGGAGCAGUGGGAGAAAGCACUGUGCCGGGCACUGCGGGAGACCAAGAGCCGCCUAGAGCGCGAGGUGUACGAGGGCCGGUUCUCACUGUACCCCUUCCUGUGCCUGCUGGACGAGCGCGAGGUGGUGCGGAUGCUCCUGCAGGUCCUGCAGGCGCUGCCCGCCCAAGGUGAGUCCUUCACCACCCUGGCCCGGGAGCUGAGUGCGCGCACUUUCAGCCGGCACGUGGUGCAGAGGCAGCGGGUCAGUGGCCAGGUGCAGGCGCUGCAGAACCACUACAGGAAGUACCUGUGCCUGCUGGCCUCCGACGCCGAGGUGCCCGAGCCUUGCCUGCCGCGGCAGUACUGGGAGGCGCUGGGGGCGCCCGAGGCCCUGCGGGAGCAGCCCUGGCCCCUGCCAGUGCAGAUGGAGCUGGGCAAGCUGCUGGCGGAGAUGCUGGUGCAGGCUACGCAGAUGCCAUGCAACCUGGACAAACCGCAUCGCUCCUCUCGGCUUGUCCCCGUGCUCUACCACGUGUAUUCCUUCCGCAACGUCCAGCAGAUCGGCAUCCUGAAGCCGCACCCGGCCUACGUGCAGCUGCUGGAGAAGGCCGCGGAGCCCACGCUGACCUUCGAGGCGGUGGAUGUACCCAUGCUCUGCCCCCCGCUGCCCUGGACAUCGCCGCACUCUGGUGCCUUCCUGCUCAGCCCCACCAAGCUGAUGCGCACGGUGGAAGGCGCCACGCAGCACCAGGAGCUGCUGGAAACCUGCCCGCCCACCGCGCUGCAUGGCGCGCUGGACGCCCUCACCCAACUGGGCAACUGCGCCUGGCGCGUCAACGGGCGCGUGCUGGACCUGGUGCUGCAGCUCUUCCAGGCCAAGGGCUGCCCCCAGCUAGGCGUGCCGGCCCCGCCCUCCGAGGCGCCCCAGCCGCCCGAGGCCCACCUGCCGCACAGCGCCGCGCCCGCCUGCAAGGCCGAGCUGCGCCGUGAGCUGGCGCACUGCCAGAAGGUGGCCCGGGAGAUGCACAGCCUGCGGGCGGAAGCGCUGUACCGCCUCUCGCUGGCGCAGCACCUGCGGGACCGCGUCUUCUGGCUGCCGCACAACAUGGACUUCCGCGGCCGCACCUACCCCUGCCCGCCGCACUUCAACCACCUGGGCAGCGACGUGGCGCGGGCGCUGCUGGAGUUUGCCCAGGGCCGCCCGCUCGGCCCGCGCGGCCUGGAUUGGCUCAAGAUCCACCUGGUCAACCUCACGGGGUUGAAGAAGCGGGAGCCGCUGCGGAAGCGCCUGGCCUUUGCGGAGGAGGUGAUGGAUGACAUCCUGGACUCCGCGGACCAACCCUUGACGGGCCGAAAGUGGUGGAUGGGCGCGGAGGAACCCUGGCAGACGCUGGCCUGCUGUAUGGAGGUGGCGAAUGCUGUGCGCGCCUCCGACCCUGCCGCCUAUGUCUCCCACCUCCCCGUCCAUCAGGACGGCUCUUGCAACGGCCUGCAGCAUUAUGCUGCUCUGGGCCGCGACAGCGUGGGCGCCGCCUCCGUCAACCUGGAGCCCUCGGAUGUGCCCCAGGACGUGUACAGCGGCGUGGCCGCGCAGGUGGAGGUGUUCCGUAGGCAGGACGCCCAGCGGGGCACGCGGGUGGCACAGGUGCUGGAAGGUUUCAUCACCCGCAAGGUGGUGAAGCAGACGGUGAUGACGGUGGUGUACGGGGUCACGCGCUAUGGCGGGCGCCUGCAGAUUGAGAAGCGCCUCCGGGAGCUGAGCGACUUUCCCCAGGAGUUCGUGUGGGAGGCCUCCCACUAUCUCGUACGCCAGGUCUUCAAGAGUCUACAGGAGAUGUUCUCGGGGACCCGGGCCAUCCAGCACUGGCUGACCGAGAGCGCCCGCCUCAUCUCCCACACGGGCUCCGUGGUGGAGUGGGUCACACCCCUGGGCGUCCCCGUCAUCCAGCCGUAUCGCCUGGAUUCCAAGGUCAAGCAAAUAGGAGGUGGAAUUCAGAGCAUCACCUACACCCACAACGGAGACAUCAGCCGAAAGCCCAACACACGUAAGCAGAAGAACGGCUUCCCGCCCAACUUCAUCCACUCGCUGGACUCCUCACAUAUGAUGCUCACUGCCCUGCAUUGCUACAGGGAGAGCCGAGCGUGGGCGCUGCCCCUUCCUGCUGGGCAUUUCUUGGCACCACAACGUGUGGUUAGAUCUGGAGCACGUGGAGGUCGUUCCAGCAGAAUCUACCGGCCACGGGAGCUGGGAACGCUCAGGAUGCAGGGUGGUGGCCCUGGCGGGAGGGGACAGCGUAGCCGCCCUCGGAGCUGAGGCUCCCACAGCAGUGCGGGGGGCGGCAGGGGUGGGGCGAGGUGGCUUCUGGGAACAUUUCCUCCCCCUGUGCUGAUGCCAAACCCAGGAUGUUUGGGGAGGGGCGGGGCGGGGCGAGGGGCGGGGCGAGGCUUGCAGGAGGGUGGGCUUCCCUGGACCUCAAGUGGAGGGGGCUGAGCACAGGGCCAGGAUGCUGGUCACCGGGUGGCCCUGUGAGCUCCCCUCCCUUCAGGAGCUCUCCGCUCUGCCACAGGAAGGGCCUGACCUUCGUCUCUGUGCACGACUGUUACUGGACCCACGCAGCUGAUGUCUCCGUCAUGAACCAG
Gorilla gorilla gorilla (western lowland gorilla) is the source of this 4013-nucleotide messenger RNA. RefSeq names its product RNA polymerase mitochondrial (gene POLRMT). Lineage: Eukaryota; Metazoa; Chordata; Mammalia; Primates; Hominidae. The record is from RefSeq and is a predicted model, not a curated record. The transcript is spliced from 18 exons. Gene Ontology annotation, molecular function: mitochondrial promoter sequence-specific DNA binding; DNA-directed RNA polymerase activity; protein binding. Gene Ontology annotation, biological process: mitochondrial transcription. Gene Ontology annotation, cellular component: mitochondrial DNA-directed RNA polymerase complex. Bases 82 to 3687 code for a protein of 1201 amino acids.